AUGGAUCCAUCAGGCAUAGAGCCCACUCCAAGCCUUGAGCAGGAAGGAGAGCUCAGCAGCCGCAGCCUCUCGUGCUCAUCUUUGCCGAGCCUUUUCGGCUCUCCCAUCGACGAAUACUUCAUUUCAUCAGAAGGCGACGCCAGCCAAACCGCUGAUCAGUCGGUGUGGCAACAGCAACCAAAGACAUACCCAGAGCCACAAUUCUUUUGGCCACUCCUCGAAGAUGAGUGGUACAUUCCCGCCGAACUCCCUCAUCUCAACGAGGAAACACAUGCAUGGCCUCCAUCCCAGGACGCGCCCAACAGUUUCCACAACACGUCCUUUCCUCAACAACAACUGGGCGGCGUUUACCAGCAAAGUAGUCAAUACUUUGUGGAGCAGCCUCUGCCCAUGAUUCCGGAGCCAAGCCCAGCAAUCCCCCCACCAUUCAAUGCGCCAUCCGCCGUCACUCACGAUAUGGAUUGGCGAGCAGAUCUGGCACGAUGGUACACUUCGUCCCAGAAUUCCGAAAGCGCUGCAUCAAGUCCAAUUGCAACCGUCUUGGGUAAUACCGAGCACAAUGUGGCCAAUAGUCUGCACGGCCAGCACCAGGCGGCCCCCAAGGCAGGCUUCACGACCAGCUUCACGAGUGGGCUAGGUCGGCUCCCAGCUCGCGCCCGGGGCAAAAAGUCGGCUACUGCUCGUCCAAAGCGUAGCGGGCCUAAAAGGGCCGGAAACCCCGAGAUAGACAAGUUUCCCUGCACGUUCUGCUGCGACGUCUUCACCACCAAGCAUGAUUGGACACGGCAUGAGACGUCGCGGCAUCUGCUUCUUGGCGGAUGGAAGUGCACGCCGUUUGGCCUUUUGACAGCAUCAGACAUCGAUGGCACGCCAAUUUGUUCCUACUGUGGCUUUGACAACCCGACAGAAGCACAUUUCAAGGAGCACGAGAGCCGAAGGUGCAACAAGGAGCACGUCUACGCCCGCAAGGAUAACCUCAAAGGGCACCUCAGGGCGAUCCACAAGGUUGAGCCCCCCCCGUGGCUGGAAACGUGGAAGCUGGAGCUGCCAGACGUAAAAUCGCGAUGCGGAUUCUGUGAUGGCCAAUUGGAUUCGUGGGAGAGUCGUGCAGAGCAUCUGACUGGGCAUUUCUACGACGGAAAGACGAUGGAGGAUUGGGAGGGAGAUCAUGAUUUUGCCCCUGAGAUCGCAGCUCAAGUCAUCAACGCCAUACCCCCGUACAUCAUUGCCGCCGAGUCAGCUGAGCCCGCGCCAUUCUCGGCAACGCAUCCGAACCGAGCAAACCAGAUGACUCGUCAUCGAUCGCUGAAGCAGAAACCGCUGGUGUGGAUGAGCUAG
This is a messenger RNA of Clonostachys solani, 1338 nucleotides long. The record is from the annotation of a GenBank genome assembly. Lineage: Eukaryota; Fungi; Ascomycota; Sordariomycetes; Hypocreales; Bionectriaceae.